Molecule: messenger RNA, 1080 nt
Organism: Aureobasidium melanogenum CBS 110374
Lineage: Eukaryota; Fungi; Ascomycota; Dothideomycetes; Dothideales; Saccotheciaceae
Exons: 1
Coding region: 1-1080 (359 amino acids)
Source: RefSeq, a predicted model, not a curated record
AUGGAUCACAAACUACCCUACACAUUUCACGAGGACGCCUACUGGGCCGCAGAGCCAGAAGAGAUAAAUCUGUUCGCCGACUUUGUAGUGGCCUGUGCAGAAGGACAUAUCAGUCCUCUUGCUGCCGCCCAAAGGAUCACAAAUACUCUAGCGAGUGUGGCGUGGAAGAACAAGGCCGAUAUCGAUUCGACUAACAACUCCAAUAUUGAUUCGCACAAUGGAGACAGACCAUAUCACAAUGAUAUUGAACUUGUUGCCGUUCUGAUCGGCAGCUGUAUCUCCGCCUUUCCUCCGCACAGUGUAGUGCAUAUCAGACUCUUCGAGAUGGUCAAGAGUUUCUUGAAAGUCCAAAAGAGGGAGAUACCAAAUCCGCUUCUCAACCGUGCAGGAGAGGUAAGGUGUGAGAACUACCAGUCACUAGAUCUAAGGCCAUCAAUUCCUCUAUGGGAAGACCUGCGACGACUAUCAUUUUUGUCGAGUUGUGAGUGGCUAGCAGAAUUCGGUAAUCUCUGGACAGGGGUAGAGAAAUGUGGCAGCCGAGAACAACAGCGUUGGCGAAACCUGUCGUACUUCUUUGCCCGGCUGGAAGUUGAGGGUAUUGAACGUAUGGACUGGCAUAGUCCGUUGCAACGAUUACUUCCAAAGUAUUGGAGGAUUGAUGAGGAGACAGCUGGAUGGUCUGGAUAUCUGGCAGGUCAAGUUCUGGCUGCGGCUCAGUGGUUCGUGCCCAAGGGCCAUGCAUCGUGGGUCUGGCGAAAUUGCUGUAAUUGCGAGCAGAUGCUCAAUAACCACUCACGGCUAAACACUGCCCGAAAAAUGGAGGGGGACGCGGCGCUGGACGGUACAGAAGAAGGAACCACUGUGGAUAACCAAAGCUUCGGACGGGCAGAUGAUGAAGCAUCAAUUGGCCUUGCGCAAUCCGAAGGACUGCUGUGGAAGUUAGAGAACUGGAAAGUGUGGAAACUCGCCUUCCAACGGAUCGAAGAAAGGGUCAACGACGUGAGGAUUCACGCAGUCGUUCGUCGUGAGGCCUCCAAAGCACUGAAAAUCAUGGAAGACAUUGAGGCACAUCACAGAUGA